UCACAGGUGCUGUCAAAAUGGCGGAUACGUUUUACGCGAACCAUGUGUAUUGAAUCCACCUGGUUGCUAUAUUUUCCAGUGUUUUAGGGUGACUUUUCGUCCGAUCAUGGCUCAUUCGAAUCAUAUAGAUGACAUAUUUGACGAAGAUGCCGAUGAUAUUCUUUUAAGCGAGAAAGAGUGGCAGAAUUUGCGCAGAAACAGAGUGAAAGAUGGAUAUCGUGAGGGGUUAGAAGAAGGCAAAGAAUCUCAGCUACAGAGUGGUUUUAACCAAGGGUAUGAGGAUGCUGUGGACGUGGUUUUCCAAGUAGCAAAGUUAAGAGGAUCUUUGUGUGCACUGAUUUCAUACACCAUGCUACAGGGAGGGGAGGAACCCCCACACAGUCAGGAUGCAGAGAGGAUGUCUGCUGCUAAGUGUUUACUUGAGGAAGUCACAGAACUAGAGAGAGAAGUCAAAGAAAAUCUUAGAACACUUACUUCAGCUGGUUGUAGACAGUCUGGUGGGCAUGAGGGAGAUAUUAUAACAGAGACACACCCCAAAGAAACUGAGUUAGUUAUUGCUGAAGAAAUGAGAACUGUGGGUGACAAUACUGAUUUUGAGAUAAAACACAAAGUUACUUCUGAAACCACUGGAAGCUCUCGAAAAGAGCCACUUCAGACGGAUAUUGUGAAUAAUCUCGAGGAAGAAAAUGAAAUUAACAUACACUGUCAAUCUUGUGAUUGUGACACCAGACAAAAUUCCGGCUGCUGCAGGGACCAAAAAAGGAGUAGCAGCAGCACCUGUGAUUGUAGACAUAAAAAAGACAAAUUAAAACCAGCAAUAGUGUCUGCAGUCUUAGACAGCAGCAGUUUAUCCACCUCAGUAGACCGUGAAGGUAUCCAAGUGCCUGGUUUACAUUAUUUACAUGCUGAGGUGCUCAGACUUGAGGAAGCUUUUGUGAACUUAAUGGGAAAAUGAUGGCCAUGAAUAUUUAGCAAUUUAUAUUGUGUUUAACUGUAUCUCUUUGGCCUUUAUUAGGAACUUGUGCAAAAGAGAGUUUGUGUAUCUAGUCUAAGGAAUUGAAAGUAUACACAAUUAUGGAGAAAACUGGAAACUAACUGAAAGAUAUUAGGAAAAAGAUAAGAAAUGAAAAAAAAAAAUGAAUUUAGUUAAGAGGGUGUAGUACAUUGAGGUAUAAAGAAAUAAUAAUAUAUACAGGCAUUGAAAAUCUUGUGCUUUGUUAACUGGAAGUAGAUAAACUGUUAAUAUAUUGUCAAUACAUGAAAGUCAGUUUUAUUAUUCAGCUUGUUUAUGACUAAUAAAUUUAAUGAUGUUUACUGUCACAAAUUGUUUAUUAUUACUUCAAAGGUUUUCCGUGAUAUGGCCGUUUGUUACAUCCAUUAAUUAUAUGUAGAAAAUUUGCCAAGAUUUAGAUAGUAAUUGAUUCAGAAAUCAUUGCAUUAUUCAAUAUUAAGUUACGUUAACAUCAAGACAAAUUGAGAAAUGCUGAAAUAUAUGGUUACACCAUUGUGACAGUAAAAAAAGCAAAAAAGUAGACUUACCAUGAAAGAAGUGAUAUUGUAGCUAGGUGAAUCAAGAUAUAGACAUAUAAUUAAAUCAUUGAUAAGACCCUCCUUUCAGCAUGUGAUACUGAGAUGAAAGGAUGCCUUGUGGAUGAAAGCACACGCAAUGCCAUUGUGUUUUAUGCCAGGACACGCUACUAUACUUAAUGGUUGGCAGCACACAACACUUGAGUAUAAUUUGCUAGUUGUCUUUGUUAAUCUCUUUGUUCAACUAAUGAUAUAUUUAGGUAACUAGGUCAAACAAAAUA
Messenger RNA from Lingula anatina, 1808 nucleotides. RefSeq lists its product as uncharacterized. The record is from RefSeq and is a predicted model, not a curated record. Lineage: Eukaryota; Metazoa; Brachiopoda; Lingulata; Lingulida; Lingulidae.